AACGACAUAACCUCGUAACAGAUAAUUUUCAUGUGAAAAGUGGAAAAUGGAAUUAAAAGUUGGCUUACAAUUUGCAAGCUAUGAGGAGCUUACGGAUUUUAUUCAUUUGUACGAAGAGGAAACCAAACAAAAAUUAUGGAAACGAUCGAGUCGAACAAUAAAAAGUACAAAAAACUUAAAGAAAAAAUUUAAUGAAAAAAUUCAAUAUUACGAGAUUCAAUAUUCUUGUAUUCAUGGUGGUCAACGAUUUAUAUCGAAGAGUAAAGGACUGAAAAAAAUUAGUACUCUACGAGUUGAUUGUCCGUUUAAUAUCAAGCUACGAGCCAGCGUAGAUGGUCAAUUUUUAGAAAUUCGUAGUUGCAACGAUCAACAUGAAAAUCAUUCAGAAUAUAUGAAACCAGAAAAAGGGGAACGAUCAAAAGAAGAGAGACAUUCAAGUGAAAGAAUAAAAACUCGAACAUCAAAAUCAGAAAAAAAAUCAAAACCACAAAAUAAUGAAAGUAUGAAAGUGGAUGAAGUGAUUAGCGUGGAGAUGCUGUGUCGUUUGUGUGGAAAUCGAAGUGAACAUUUAAUAUCGAUCUACGAAGGUGAAGGUUUGGAGUAUCAACUACAAAUGAAAAUCAAUCGACAUUUGCCAUUCAGAGUGGAGCGAACAGAUACAAACUUACCAAGUAGAUGUUGUUAUCAAUGCGCGAGCACGUUACUCACUUGGCAUGACCUGGCAGAGAUCAGCAUUGAGGCGGAUCGACGAUUAAAAACACUAUUUGGUGCUGUUAAAUUAGAAAAUUUCGAAGAACUAGAAGAUAUUACCGAAGAAAAAUUUGAAGAAUCUAAAAAAAAUGAGAAUUUCUAUAAUGUUUCCACAAAAAACAAGCAACAAGAUGGAUCUGAAACAAUUGCUUUCGUCAGCUUUUCAUCAUUUCACAACGCACAGAAAUCUUUGUUAUCCAAUCAAAAUAUUGUACCGACAUCAACACAGCCUGAAACAUGUAUUAAAACAGAAGAUAACAGCGACUCGGACGAUGAUAGAGGUGAUGUUACAGCUUCACCUUUACCACCUAGUGAAGAAGAAAAUGUUCCCCGAAAGAAGCUUUAUAGUUGUGACACAUGUCAAGAAACAUUCAAAACUUUAAAACAUUUCAAAUCACACUUGGCUGAAACGUUACAUAAAACACAAAGUCUACCAAAAGGACGACCUACAAACGAACCCAGGUAUUAUUGUGAGAUUUGUGACUAUGGUUUUCCUGAACGAGAUCUAAUGGUAGAACAUCGUGCGAAAGCUCAUCAAACAUCAAAUGAAACGGUUAAGAAUGAAAAUCACGAGCAAGAAUCAAAAUCACUUGGAGUAGAAAUCAAAACCGAGGAAUCUGAACAUGAAACAACUGUGCCAACAACACCAUCUUCAGAGGACAAAGAAUUAUGUAACAUUUGCAACUCAUUAUUUGCAAUUAAACACGAUUUAAAACGUCACAUUCGAAUACGUCAUCCAGAAAUCACACCAACGUUUAGCUGUGAUGUUUGUUCGAAAGAAUUUCCUCGAAAAUAUCAAAUGCAAAAACAUCGUAAAGAAUUACAUUCUGAUGUUCCAGAAAAGGAGACGCUCAAACGUGGUCGUACACAACAAAAUUCUGAUUUAUUAGCCCGGUGUAGAAUUGAAUAUGAAGGAAAACCUCAUUAUCAAUGUGAACAUUGUCCAAGAGUUAUACAUUUACCGUAUCAUUUCCUGCGUCAUCAGACUAUUCAUACGGGAGUACGAGCGUUUUUCUGUCACUUAUGUGGGAAAACGUUUCGUUUAUCGAGUGGUUUAAGUCGUCACAUUAAAGAACUACAUCAUGGAGUGAAAAAGUACCCGUGUGAAAUUUGUGGACGUUGUUUUGCAUCGAAAAAUACUCGAGAUGAUCAUAUGAACAUUCACACUGGAGCCAGACCUUUUGUUUGUGAUUUAUGUGGGAAAUGUUUUAAGCAGAAAGCAUCGUUACAUGUUCACAAAACGUUCCAUAAAAAUGAGAAACUUCAUGUGUGUACGGCUGCCAAUUGUGGUAAACAGUUUCGGCGUGCACACGAACUCAAAGUACACGGAUGGGUUCACACUGGUUUCAAACCUCAUGGAUGUACCAUGUGUGAGAGUACAUUUAGAUUAACACGCGAUUUAAAACGACAUUUACUAAAACGGCAUGGAAGUGGUAAAGAUGGCCAAACAACGAAUGUAACGAAACCAAGUGUUGUGAAGAAACCACCAAAAGAUGAAACUUCAUCCGGUCAGGUUGGGGUUGUUGUUACAGACGAGGAAAGUGGAACUAGUGAAACGAACCAAAUAGCAAAUGAAUAUUUUAAUUCGACAAAAAAUUAUUGUGAUCCUGAAGUUAAACCGUCUACUUUUCAUCUGCACUAACAUCUUUUAUGGGAGCUAAGAAUAAUCCACUAGUACUAUCCCUUAUAAUUUAAGGGUUCGAUAAUAAUAAUAAUAACAAUAAAACAUAAGAGGGGUACUGCAAAUGGUUUUCUAGCACCUAAAUCAAGGGAUAGUCUGUGCCCUCCUUGAGAACAACCUGUAAUCCGAAGGCGAGACGUCUAUUCGAGCGAAACCGCGAGUAAACGCUAGUAAUAAUUUAAUUGACCAAAAUAAUUAUAAUUAAAACAAA
This is a messenger RNA of Chrysoperla carnea, 2642 nucleotides long. Its product is annotated as zinc finger protein 436-like. Gene Ontology annotation, molecular function: zinc ion binding. Gene Ontology annotation, cellular component: nucleus. The record is from RefSeq and is a predicted model, not a curated record. The transcript is spliced from 5 exons. NCBI's taxonomy places the organism in Eukaryota, Metazoa, Arthropoda, Insecta, Neuroptera, Chrysopidae. The coding region runs from base 47 to 2392 and encodes 781 amino acids.